Messenger RNA from Danio rerio (zebrafish), 2404 nucleotides. The record is from RefSeq and is a predicted model, not a curated record. Lineage: Eukaryota; Metazoa; Chordata; Actinopteri; Cypriniformes; Danionidae.
AUCACAAACUUAGCGUGGCUUGAUACGUCACGGAAGAGAUCCUAAACUUCAAGUAACAUACGCUCGAAGAGGUGUAACUCUUGGCUUAUAAAAUGUCCAAACGGAUGACUAUGUGUAAAUGAAACGAUCUCGUUGCGCAGCCGGACUGAGUUGCCGCUCUAAACGAGCUAACGCUAACUUGUCAUGCUGGAUAAUGAACAAAACAUCAGCACCAAGGACUUUAAGGUCCUCACUUCAAAACGGAACAAAAUGAGAGUUUCUGGACAUUAUGCCAACUGAAGGGAGUUGUAACAAUCUUUCAGCAGAGGAAGAUGCUAAAAGAGAACCAAAUCUUCCCUUCCGUUUAGAAGAGUGCGUAAAAGAGAAAGUAUCAUGGAAGGAAGCGUUAAGAAAAAAGGUCAAAAAAUGUUCCUGCAGUACUGCUCGAGUCAAAUCCCAGAUCAUGAAGUCAUUCCCAAUAGUGAAAUGGCUACCACGAUAUCGCUUCAAAGACUGGAUCAUUGGAGAUGCCAUGUCAGGCCUUAUUGUUGGCAUUCUGUUGGUUCCCCAGUCCAUUGCUUAUUCUCUACUUGCAGGACAAGACCCUAUUUAUGGGCUCUAUACAUCUUUCUUUGCAAACAUUAUCUACGCAUUGCUGGGAACCUCCAGACACAUCUCUGUUGGGAUGUUUGGGGUAUUGUGUCUGCUGGUUGGGCAAGUAGUGGACAGGGAACUAACUUUGGCAGGAUACUCGUCAGACAUCAAUCAGACCACCCUGGGAAAUGUGGACAAUAGCACUGGUCCAAUUUGUGAUAGAAGCUGCUAUGCAAUCAUGGUGGGAGCAACACUAACUUUCACAGCAGGGAUCUACCAGGUGUUGAUGGGUCUGCUUCAGAUUGGCUUUGUCUCAGUAUUCCUCUCUGACUCCCUGUUGAGUGGUUUCGCAACUGGUGCCUCUCUAACCAUCCUCACAUCCCAGAUAAAGUACUUUCUAGGGCUUCACCUCCCUCGUGUCCAAGGCUGGGGUUCACUCAUAAAAACUUGGAUCAGUCUAUUUAAGAAUCUGGGUCAUACCAACCUGUGUGACCUCAUAACCAGCUUGAUCUGCUUGCUUGUACUUGUUCCUGCCAAAGAACUCAAUGAUCGCUUCAAGGCCAAGCUCAAGGCCCCAAUUCCCUUUGAACUCUUUGUGGUCAUCGCUGCUACUCUAGCUUCCCACUUUGGGCACUUCAAGGACACUUAUGGCUCAGAUGUAGCUGGCACCAUUCCAACUGGCUUUAUGGCACCACAGUCUCCAAACCUUUCUUUGGUUCCAAAUAUUGCUAUUGACGCAUUAUCGAUUGCCAUUGUUGGUUUUGCUAUUACAGUGUCUCUAUCUGAGAUGUUUGCCAAGAAGCAUGGAUAUAUUGUAAACGCAAAUCAAGAGCUGAAUGCCAUUGGGAACUGUAAUAUCAUUUCUUCCUACUUUCAUUGUUUCACGGUCAGUGCUGCCUUGACAAAGACUCUUGUGAAGGAGUCAACUGGAUGCCAUACUCAGAUUUCUGGAUUGGUGACUGCUCUAGUGCUGCUGCUCGUCAUGCUUGUUAUCGCACCUGCCUUCUAUUCAUUGCAAAAAUGCGUUCUGGCUGUCAUCAUAGUGGUUAACCUCCGCGGGGCACUGCGCAAGUUUGGCGACAUUCCCCAGAUGUGGCGUGUCAACCGUGUGGACACUGUCAUCUGGCUGCUGACCAUGGCUACAUCAGCUCUAGUGAACACUGAGCUAGGCCUGCUGGUUGGAGUUGUGGUUUCUGCCUUCUGUGUGUUAGGCAGAACCCAAUUCGCUCAAGCUCUUCAGCUGGGCCAAGCAGGAGACCGUGAGCUCUUUGAGGACAUUGCAUCAUACAAUGGACUUCAGACCCAACCAGAUGUGGCUGUUUUCCGAUACGAGGCUCCCAUCUACUACGCCAACCAAAGUCUGUUUAAAAAGUCGCUCUAUCGCAAUGUAGGCCUGGAUCCACUUAAAGAGAAAGCAAAACAAAGGAAACUAGAGAAGCAGAGGAAACAGAAACAUAGUAGAGAAGAUCAGAAGCAAGAGAUGGAUGCGUCCACCAAUGUAAAUCUGCUUCAGCACAGCAGUUUUCACACAUUGGUCAUAGACUGCAGUUCAGUCCUCUUUCUGGAUACUGCUGGAGUCAACGCUUUGAAAGAAGUAUUUAAGGACUACAAGGAGCUGGGAGUCAAUGUGCUUUUGGCACAAUGCAACACCUCUGUCAUUGAUUCGUUGCGCAGGGGAGACUACUACGACCCUAAUAAGGGGACCAAAGAUAUACAGUUUCACACUAUUGGUGAGGCCAUUUUAUAUGGCCAAAGCUUGAAGUCACAAAAUGGCAACUGUGACACUUCUGUAUGAUGUGUUGAUUUGAUUGAAGAUACAAUACUUUUGCCA